AUGCAUCAUUCAUUUUUUUUUAAAAAUAUUCAAUGGCAACAUCGGUAUUUGCAUUGGCAAGCAUCUUCAAAACAUACGCUAUCAGUGUUUUUGUCUUCUAGUAAUCAUGGCGAAUCUAUAGAAACUAUGAAAGCUCGUCUUCUUUAUCAAAGUCGUAAAAGAGGUAUUUUAGAGACAGAUUUGUUAUUGUCCACAUUUGCAAAAAAAUAUUUGCCAUUAUUUAAAAGAGAAGAACUUGAAACAUAUGACAAGCUCUUGAAAGAAUCUGAUUUGGAUAUUUAUUCAUGGAUUAUUGGAAAAGCGGAAACACCUGAUAGAUGGAAUAAAAAUAGUCUUUUCCUUACUCUUAAAUCACACUGUCAAGAUAAGACUGUACUCAUUCGAAGAAUGCCAGAUCUUACUUGA
Messenger RNA from Pneumocystis murina B123, 405 nucleotides. RefSeq lists its product as hypothetical. Gene Ontology annotation, cellular component: mitochondrion. The record is from RefSeq and is a predicted model, not a curated record. Bases 1 to 405 code for a protein of 134 amino acids. Gene Ontology annotation, biological process: protein-FAD linkage; mitochondrial electron transport, succinate to ubiquinone; mitochondrial respiratory chain complex II assembly. NCBI's taxonomy places the organism in Eukaryota, Fungi, Ascomycota, Pneumocystomycetes, Pneumocystales, Pneumocystaceae. The transcript is spliced from 2 exons.